CGGCCAAUCAUAGGUGCGCCCACGGUCCCGCCCCCAAACCGUGCUACCGGGUCCCCUGUUUCGUCACUUCCUCUCCAGCCCCUGCGCAGUCGAUGAGGAAACCCGGACGCCCCAGUAGCUUUCUUUUUUUCCAAGCGGCGCGAAGAUGGCGGACAUUCAGACGGAGCGAGCCUACCAAAAGCAGCCCACCAUCUUCCAAAACAAGAAGAGGGUCCUGCUGGGAGAGACCGGCAAAGAGAAGCUACCUCGGUACUACAAGAACAUCGGCCUGGGAUUCAAGACGCCCAAGGAGGCCAUUGAGGGCACCUACAUUGACAAGAAAUGCCCCUUUACCGGUAACGUCUCCAUCCGAGGGCGCAUCUUGUCCGGCGUGGUGACCAAGAUGAAGAUGCAGAGGACCAUCGUCAUCCGCCGGGACUAUCUCCACUACAUCCGCAAGUACAACCGCUUCGAGAAGCGCCACAAGAACAUGUCCGUGCACCUGUCCCCCUGCUUCCGAGACGUCCAGAUCGGCGACAUUGUCACCGUGGGCGAGUGCCGGCCCCUGAGCAAGACGGUGCGCUUCAACGUGCUCAAGGUCACCAAGGCCGCCGGCACCAAGAAGCAGUUCCAGAAGUUCUGAGCUGCCCUCCCGCCCCCGCCAAUAAAGCUAUUUUCUGUC
Messenger RNA from Pipistrellus kuhlii (Kuhl's pipistrelle), 661 nucleotides. It is a transcript of the gene RPS11, whose product is annotated as ribosomal protein S11. The record is from RefSeq and is a predicted model, not a curated record. The coding region runs from base 146 to 622 and encodes 158 amino acids. Lineage: Eukaryota; Metazoa; Chordata; Mammalia; Chiroptera; Vespertilionidae. The transcript is spliced from 5 exons. Gene Ontology annotation, molecular function: structural constituent of ribosome. Gene Ontology annotation, cellular component: cytosolic small ribosomal subunit; ribosome. Gene Ontology annotation, biological process: translation.